Peromyscus californicus insignis is the source of this 951-nucleotide messenger RNA. Its product is annotated as olfactory receptor 52A1-like. The coding region runs from base 1 to 951 and encodes 316 amino acids. Gene Ontology annotation, biological process: G protein-coupled receptor signaling pathway. The transcript has a single exon. Lineage: Eukaryota; Metazoa; Chordata; Mammalia; Rodentia; Cricetidae. Gene Ontology annotation, molecular function: olfactory receptor activity; G protein-coupled receptor activity. Gene Ontology annotation, cellular component: membrane. The record is from RefSeq and is a predicted model, not a curated record.
AUGGAAGGCAAUGCUACACAUCACAUUUCAUCUUUCUUUCUGGUUGGUAUUCCUGGGUUGGAAAACUUUCACUGCUGGAUUGGCAUUCCUGUCUGUCUUCUCUUUGUCCUGACCUUGCUGGGGAACAGCAUAAUCAUUACUACAGUCAAGCUAGAGCCAAGUCUCCACCAGCCUAUGUAUUUCUUCCUUUGCAUGCUGGCAACGAAUGACAUGUGUCUUACCUGCUCUGCAGCUCUGAAGAUGCUUGGCAUCUUCUGGUUUGAUGCACAUUGGAUCGACUUUGAUGCCUGUCUAACACAAAUGUUUUUUAUCCAUACACUUUGCAUCAUGGAGUCUGCCAUCCUAGUGGCCAUGGCUUUUGAUCGCUUUGUGGCCAUUUGCAUCCCACUGCAUUAUGCAUCAAUCCUGACAACACCCAUGGUGAUUAAAAUAGGCCUAGUUGGCCUAAGCCGAGCUAUGCUUAUGAUUAUGCCAUGCCCCCUUCUCAUUAAAAAGCUGCUGUACUAUACCAAAUAUGUCAUCCAUCAUGCUUAUUGUGAGCACAUGGCUGUGGUGAAGGUGGCUAGUGCUAACACCUAUGUGAACAGAAUAUAUGGAAUCUUAGUGGCCUUUUCAGUGGCAGUAUUUGACCUCGGGCUCAUAGCCACAUCUUAUAUAAAAAUUCUCCAGGCAGUGUUCAGGCUCUCUUCCCAGAGAGCUCGCUCUAAAGCCCUGGGCACCUGUGCUGCCCACUUCUGCACCAUUCUUGCUUUCUAUACACCUGCAUUGUUCAGCUUCCUAACUCAUCGUUUUGGCAAGAAUGUGCCUCCAAGUGUCCAUAUAAUCUUUGCAGUCCUGUACCUGCUAGUGUCCCCCACAGUCAACCCCUUGGUGUAUGGUGUUAAGACCAAACAGAUUCGUGAUCGAGUGAUGGGUCUUUUCUUUCUUAAGAAGAAAAUUUCUGAAUACUAA